GGAAAGAAAUAAUAAUAAUAAUAAUUGUUAUUAUUUCAUCUUCUUUCUUUCCCUUAAAUUUGAGCUCAAGGAAAAAAGAACAAACAUCAAUGGCGAUUGAGAUUGAGAUUGAGCAAAAUUCAAGUGUUGAACUUUCGCGAAUUGGAACGUCGGAAACACACGGUGAAGAUUCGCCGUAUUUUGCUGGCUGGAAAGCGUAUGAUGAAGAUCCUUAUAAUGAAUCAACAAAUCCUUCUGGUGUUAUUCAAAUGGGCUUAGCUGAGAAUCAAGUGUCAUUUGAUUUAUUGGAGGAAUAUUUGGAGGAAAACUGUGAGGGAGAAGGGAAUUAUUUAAAUUCUGGGUUUCGAGAAAAUGCUUUGUUUCAAGAUUAUCAUGGCCUUUUCUCAUUUAGAAGUGCAAUGGGAAGUUUUAUGGAAGAAAUUAGAGGUGGAAGAGCAAAAUUUGACCCAAAUCGAGUUGUUUUAACUGCUGGUGCCACUGCUGCCAAUGAGCUUCUUACUUUCAUUCUUGCAAAUCCUGGUGAUGCUUUGCUUGUCCCCACUCCUUACUAUCCUGGAUUUGACAGAGAUUUGAGAUGGAGAACAGGAGUGAAAAUUGUACCAAUUCAUUGUGACAGUUCAAACAAUUUUCAAAUAACUCCAAAAGCAUUAGAAGAAGCUUAUAAUUCAGCAACGGAAAUGAAAAUCAAAGUAAGAGGAGUUUUAAUCACAAACCCAUCAAAUCCACUCGGAGCAACGAUCCAACGGUCCACAAUCGAAGACAUUCUAGAUUUCGUUACACGCAAAAACAUCCAUCUCGUAUCCGACGAAAUCUAUUCCGGUUCCGUUUUCUCCGACGAGUUCACAAGCGUCGCCGAGGUUUUGGAAUCUCGCGGCUAUAAAAACGCCGAACGUGUACACAUCGUCUACAGUCUCUCCAAAGACCUCGGCCUUCCCGGGUUCAGAGUCGGCACGAUCUAUUCAUACAACGAUAAAGUCGUCACCACCGCUCGCCGGAUGUCUAGCUUUACGCUUAUAUCUUCACAAACGCAACGGUUUUUAGCGUCCAUGUUGUCGAACCGGAAGUUCACGGAGAAUUAUAUUAAAAUGAACCGGGACCGGCUCAAGAAACGGUAUGAGAUGAUAAUUGAAGGGCUGCGAACCGCUGGGAUUGAAUGUUUGGAAGGGAAUGCCGGUUUGUUUUGUUGGAUGAAUUUGAGCCCGUUGUUGAAAGAUAAAAAAACCAAAGAAGGUGAAAUUGAGAUAUGGAAGAGGAUCUUGAAGGAAGUGAAAUUGAAUAUUUCGCCCGGUUCAUCAUGUCACUGCUCUGAACCCGGUUGGUUCAGGGUUUGUUUUGCUAAUAUGAGUGAAAAAACGCUGCAUGUUGCGCUUGACAGAAUACGUCGGUUCAUGGAACGGAUGAAGAAGGAAAACGAAGCUAAUUAAAAAAAUAUUUAAAAAUAUAUAUAUAAGAAGAAAAAAAAACAGAUGUAGUUUAUUUUAUUUUAUUUUUUACAAUGGUUAUGAGAAAAAGAAAAGAAAAAAAAGAGAAAAAAACCAUUGUGAUUCUUUUGUGUGGACAGUGCCCAAUAUUUGUUAGAAAUUUGGGGUUUUUUGUCUUCAUUUAUACGUCAUAUUUUGAUGGUUUAAACUGAGGAAAAAAAAAAAGAAAUCCUUUGUUUUCUUGCUUUUAUCAAAGCAAGUUUUAUUUCUCAGUUAUAAUAUAUAUAUAAAGUUUCUAUUUGUAUUUGUAUUUUUA
Cucumis sativus (cucumber) is the source of this 1737-nucleotide messenger RNA. RefSeq names its product 1-aminocyclopropane-1-carboxylate synthase 7-like. Lineage: Eukaryota; Viridiplantae; Streptophyta; Magnoliopsida; Cucurbitales; Cucurbitaceae. Gene Ontology annotation, biological process: biosynthetic process; amino acid metabolic process. Gene Ontology annotation, molecular function: pyridoxal phosphate binding; transaminase activity. The record is from RefSeq and is a predicted model, not a curated record.